Molecule: messenger RNA, 1964 nt
Organism: Wallemia mellicola CBS 633.66
Lineage: Eukaryota; Fungi; Basidiomycota; Wallemiomycetes; Wallemiales; Wallemiaceae
Product: subunits of heterodimeric actin filament capping protein Capz
Exons: 4
Coding region: 744-1964 (406 amino acids)
Biological process (GO): actin cytoskeleton organization; barbed-end actin filament capping
Cellular component (GO): F-actin capping protein complex; actin cortical patch
Molecular function (GO): actin filament binding
Source: RefSeq, a predicted model, not a curated record
GAAUGAAUACAUUUAUAAAAGUACAUGAUGUUAUGCUAUACAAUCAGUUGUUUAACAACUCUGUUAAAAUCCUCGGAGUUGGUAAUAAAGGCUUGCCUUUAGCUGCUAAUUCUUUUGGCCAAAUAGAUUUUGAGAAGUACCAAAGAUGUCCUACUACAAUGCCAGCUAAUUCAGUUGUGGCUGCUGUCGCUCUACCGGUUAUCAACCAAGAGAGUAAGACAAUAGCCCAAGGGAGGUAACUUGCUCUAAUGAUAAAAACUAGCAAUCCAAUGUGAGCAUUUGGAUGACUUCUCGCCCAUAUAUAUACCAAAGCAGAUGAGAGUGCUGAUGAUAAGAACGGUAAAUUGAUAAGCGGCGACAUAGCUAGUAACAUGGUAGACAUUACUAUCAAACUCCAAACGUAAUCUGCCUUGUUAGAUGCAAACUGUUCCUCCUCUAACAUUCUCGAGUAUCUAACGAAGAAAAAGAGGUGAAGGAACAAGUCAAUUGAGAUAUCACCAAAGUAGAAGAAGGUGGUGAGAAUCCUCCAAGGCUAGGUAUAUCGUUAGACUUACUAAUGUGACAGAGAAUACCCACUUGGUUGUUGAUAAAGGCAGAGUGAAAGCUAAAGUAGAGGUUCAAUGGACUUAUAACGUUUACUUGUACGAGAGUUGAUACUAGUACACUGCCUAUAAGCCAAAAUUUAGAAACUGUUGGUAUUUGGUUCAAAUAGUUGAGCAUUUCCUCGUUGAUCUAGUUCAAGCAUGUCAUCGACCGAAAUUGUAAAGAAGAUAUUAAAGCAAUCACCACCAAAUGAGUUAAAUGAUGUAUUAGAAGAUUUGAAAGUAUUGACAGAUAUCGAUCAAGAUACCUUAGACACUUGUCUGAAGGAAUAUAACGAAGAACAAUUCAAUAGCAUAGAUUUAGAUGGUGUUAGAACAUUGAUUACACCACAUUCACAUUUUGAGGGGGAGAAAUAUUACGAUCCUAAGUCUAGCAAACUGUUCACUCUUAAUCAAUUAGAGUUGAAGACAAACAGCGCUGAAGAAGUUGAUCAAUUGAGUUACAAGAAUGAAGCACGCAGUCUCUUAGAGAAGUCAUUAGAUAGCUAUGUCGAGGAGUACUUCUCAAAUGGUACAGCUGCUGUAUAUACAUCAUUGAAGAAUAUUCAAGGUAGUUUACAAUCACAAGAAGAGCAAGACACGGUAGAAGAAGCUAAAGACAGUGAUUCUAACAAAGAGACUGCUAGAAACACUGAGAACACUGAAAUGACAGAAGCAGAACACGGUACAGAAGAAGAACAAAAUGAAGACAAUAAAGACAAAGAAGACAAAGAAGAACAGAAGAAAGAUAAUGAGGAUGUUGAGACGCCUCAAGAACAAGAACAAGAACAAAAAGAGGAUAAUGAAGAUGCUGAGAAGCCAGAAGAACAACCGGAAGAGCCAGUUGAAGAUAAGCCGAUAGAAGAAUCAAAGGAGCCAGAAGGAAGCGUACCAGCAGAGACAACCCAAGUCCAUCAAGAAACGACAGAAGAUACCACAGAAAAUACCCCAUCAGAAGAGAUAACAUCAAUGAACAUCUGUUACGCUGGUAACAAAUUUAAUCAAUCGAAUUACUGGUCAGGCAGAUGGAGAGCAAAUUGGGUCUACGAUCUCACAACUAACGAGUUGAUUGGAAAUAUCAACAUCACAAUCCAUUACUUUGAGAAUGGAAACGUACAAUUACAAGCGUCUCAUAACCCAAAAAUUAAGUCACCACUCGAAGGUCCGCCAACGACAGAGGAAGAAGCAAAGAAGUUGGUAAAGGCUAUCAGCGAAUCUGACAGGGCAUAUCAAGCCUACAUCAACGUGCUUUACGAAGACAAAUUGAGUGAAAAGCUCUUCCGUAGUCUUCGUAGAGCAUUGCCAAUCACGAGAGAAAAGAUAAAUUGGGAUAAGGUAGUCAACUACAAGCUUGGAUCUGAAUUGGGCAAACUUAAUAAUUAA